Molecule: messenger RNA, 390 nt
Organism: Paraglomus occultum
Lineage: Eukaryota; Fungi; Glomeromycota; Glomeromycetes; Paraglomerales; Paraglomeraceae
Source: the annotation of a GenBank genome assembly
AUGCUUCAGCGGUUGCUUGAGAGAAGAAAACUGAAUCAACGAGAUAGAGUGCCUACGCCGCAUUAUGUAAGUCAAAUGUUAUCCCCAAUACCGGAAGAAUAUCCACUUUUUCCAUCUCCAUUCUUCAAAAACUCGACAUGGGUGUCAAUAAAUGCCAAGCCUCCAACUCGUGAACUUGCUCAGCAAAUUCAAAAAAGUCGUCAUCGUUGUAACGUUGGAAGAUGGAGUACAUGUUGCCGUUGGUGCAUCCGGACAACUAUACGACAUAAUGUUCCGAAGACUGUUGAGGUUGUGCUGUCGGACGCUACUAUGCCUGCAGACGUGCUUGAAAUAAGUACAAAGUUUAUGAGAGAUCCUGUUGGAAUUUUGGUCAAGAGCGAGAAGGGGUAA